CCUCCUCCCGGGGCCCAUCGCGAACUCAUUCAACCAAUCAACAUAUUUACACGAAUAAAAAUGGGUUUAGACAUUAAAUCUGUGUUAGUGGCCGAUGGAGUCGGAUCUAACUGUCAAGAAAUCCUCAACUCACAUGGAAUCCAUGUCGUCAACCGGCCAAAAAUAUCCAAACAAGAACUUCUUGAAGAAAUUCCUAAACAUGAAGGUUUGGUGGUGCGAUCAGCCUCACAGGUGACCAAAGAAGUGCUGGAUGCGGGCAAGAAACUGAAGGUGGUGGGUCGCGCCGGCGCCGGCGUCGACAACAUCGACGUCGCCGCAGCGGGGGCCAAGGGAAUCGGCGUCAUCAACGCUCCCGGGGCCAACGCGAUGAGCGCCUGCGAGCUAACGUGCGGGCUGAUGCUGGCGCUGGCGCGGCAUGUGGUGCCGGCGGCGUCUGCGCUGCGCGCGGGCCGCUGGGAGCGCGCGCAGUACACGGGCACCGAGCUCCAGGGCAAGACACUGGCCGUGCUCGGCCUGGGCCGCGUAGGUCGCGAGGUCGCUGUCAGAAUGCACGCCUUCGGGAUGACGAUCGUAGGAUUCGAUCCCUUCGUGGCAGCCGAGCAGUGCAAGGAGUUCCACACAACCAAGAUGGAGUUGGAGCAAAUCUGGCCUGUGGCCGACUACAUAACCCUCCACACGCCUCUCAUUGACUCCACCAGAAAUUUCAUUAACGCCGCUGUGCUGAAGAAGUGCAAGAAAGGCAUCAAGAUCGUGAACGUGGGUCGUGGAGGCCUAAUACACGAGCGGGACUUACUUGAUGCUCUCAACGCUGGCCAGGUUGGCGCCGCCGCAUUAGACGUGUUCGAGGAGGAGCCCCCCACCGACCCCCUCACGCUGGAGAUCAUCCAGCACCCGGCAGUCAUCGCAACCCCUCAUUUAGGUGCGUCGACCAAGGAGGCACAGGUGCGCGUGGGCCAGGAGAUCGCCGAGCAGCUCGUGAACCUGGUGAAGCCGGGCACCUACUCCACGCCGCUCGCCGAAGUCACGCGCGUGUUCAAACAGUAGAUAACUUAUAUCUUACCCUGCUAGUUACGACUACGAG
This is a messenger RNA of Cydia amplana, 1081 nucleotides long. RefSeq names its product D-3-phosphoglycerate dehydrogenase. NCBI's taxonomy places the organism in Eukaryota, Metazoa, Arthropoda, Insecta, Lepidoptera, Tortricidae. Gene Ontology annotation, molecular function: phosphoglycerate dehydrogenase activity; NAD binding. Bases 61 to 1044 code for a protein of 327 amino acids. The transcript has 8 exons. The record is from RefSeq and is a predicted model, not a curated record.